CACCCCCCCAAAAUAAAAAUAAAAAUAAAAAUAAAAAUCCCCUCCCUCUUUAAAAUCUCCAUCAAGCAGUCAAGCCCUAAUUUCCCCUCAAUUUCUCUCAAUUUCCAUCACUUUCUCAGGAGAAUCAAAUCGAAUUCUACGAUGAGACCACCGAAGAGACCGAUCCAAAUGGUAACAACAUGGGUGCGACGACAGCCUCCGAAGGUCAAGGCGUUUUUGGCGGUGGUGGCGGGGAUGACAGCGCUGGUGCUUCUCCGAUUCAUCGUACACGAUCACGAUAACCUCUUUGUUGCUGCUGAGGCUGUUCACUCCAUUGGAAUCUCUGUGCUUAUUUAUAAGUUAAUGAAAGAGAAGACUUGUGCUGGGCUAUCACUGAAAACUCAGGAGCUGACAGCCAUGUUCUUAGCUGUGAGGCUGUACUGCAGCUUUGUAAUGGAAUAUGAUAUUCAUACCGUACUGGACUUGGCAACGUUGGCUACAACCCUGUGGGUUAUUUAUACGAUCCGUUUUAAACUGAAGUCGAGUUACAUGGAGGAUAAAGACAACUUUGCAUUAUAUUAUGUGGCGGCACCUUGUGCUGUUUUAGCUUUGCUUAUUCAUCCAUCAACAUCUCACAAUCUACUGAACCGGAUCCUCUGGGCAUUCUGUGUAUACCUUGAAGCUGUUUCUGUACUUCCUCAGUUGCGUGUCAUGCAGAACACCAAGAUUGUUGAGCCAUUCACUGCUCAUUAUGUAUUUGCAUUGGGUGUUGCAAGGUUCUUGAGCUGUGCCCAUUGGGUCCUCCAGGUUUUAGAUACUCGUGGACACUUAUUAGUAGCCUUGGGGUACGGAUUAUGGCCUUCUAUGGUUCUUAUCUCAGAAAUUGUCCAGACUUUCAUCUUAGCAGAUUUCUGUUAUUAUUAUGUGAAAAGUGUAUUUGGAGGACAGCUUGUGCUUCGUCUUCCCUCUGGAGUGGUGUAAUUGAAGCCGUCUUCUGGUGUAGUCUAUGAGCAACAUUGCUGCCUGAAAUUGACUUGGGCAAUGCUGUUGAGAUCUGUUUUGUUCUCCAGUUAAGUUUCUCUUUCAAAUUAUGACCGGAGAAAAGUGGGUUUACUUGUAAAGUUGGGGAUGCAGAAACUUGGUUGGAAUUUUGUACUUGACACAUAAUUAAUUGAUGGUUAACUUAAUUAA
Populus nigra (black poplar) is the source of this 1170-nucleotide messenger RNA. RefSeq lists its product as uncharacterized. Gene Ontology annotation, molecular function: ER lumen protein retrieval receptor activity. Gene Ontology annotation, biological process: protein retention in ER lumen. The transcript is spliced from 6 exons. Lineage: Eukaryota; Viridiplantae; Streptophyta; Magnoliopsida; Malpighiales; Salicaceae. Bases 142 to 960 code for a protein of 272 amino acids. Gene Ontology annotation, cellular component: membrane. The record is from RefSeq and is a predicted model, not a curated record.